UUUUUAUUGAAUUUCACAAAAUGGGAAGAGAUUCUCCUGAGCACAGAGACCACAGAGAUCGUAGCAGACACCACCGGGCCAAGCGAUACAGAUCUGAGAGUGAAGAGUCUCCUAAACGACGAAGGAAGAGGUCUUAUGAAAGAGAUAGUAGAAAAAGAGACUCGAAAGAUCACCACAGACCCAAAGAGAGAAACGAAAGAGAUCAUAAUUAUGACCCUCUCCAAAAGGAAGAUAAGAAAGAAACUCUUGAUGAUUACAUUAAUUUCCUAAACAAGCAACAUGAAGAAGAGCAGAAUAAAAGGAAAGGUAUAAAACCUGGAGAAAACCCUGAUGAAAUCGUCAAGGAAGAACCUUGAUUCGAGCCCUCAGGAAUCCUCGCAGAAGAGACUAAUAAGGUCAAUGGUGUCGUACUAAAGUUUACUGAACCUCUGAAUGCAAGGGAGCCAGACAGGAAAUGGAGAUUCUACUGCUAUAAAGGUGAUGAAGAGCUGCCAACACUUCAUAUUCAUAGGCAGUCAGUCUAUCUGGUCGGUAAAGAUCCCAGAGUUUGUGAAAUCCUCUGUGAGAAUCCAUCUGUCAGUGGACAACAUGCUGUGAUCCAAUUUAUAGAGUCUGUUAAACAAGCUGAUGAUGUUGAAAACUCAGAAGUCAUUGAUAUAGAGUCAAAGCCUUACUUGAUGGACCUAGAAAGUACAAAUGGCACAAUCCUUAAUGGAGAAAAGAUCGAAGCUGCUAGGUAUUAUGAACUCAGGAGUAAGGAUAUACUGAACUUUGGUCACUCCAAGAGAGACUAUAUUUUGAUGGAUGGAGGUAAAAUAGGUGAAGAGGAAGAAGAAAUGUAAUUUUCAAUAAUUAAAAAUAUUUGU
Moneuplotes crassus is the source of this 866-nucleotide messenger RNA. Lineage: Eukaryota; Ciliophora; Spirotrichea; Euplotida; Euplotidae. The record is from the annotation of a GenBank genome assembly.